GCCGAGCGGGCGGCAGCGCUGCACCCGGCGGGCAGAGCGCGGCCCCUUCUCCGCCUCCGCGGCAACACCUGCAGGGAGGGGGAUGCCGUUGGGCGGCCGCCCCCCUGGGCGGGCAGGCGGGCCGGGCCCGGGGCCGCCCCUCCAAGGACGAGAGGAAGAGAAAGGAGCGGGAGGGAAGCGGGGAAGUUGUGCCUCGCCGGGAGCCGGAGCCAUGAGCCCCGCCGGGGGGGCGCGGGCCGCCCCCUCGCUGCUGCUCUCGCUGCUGUUGGCGGCCUCGGCCCCGCUCUGGCUGCGGGCGGAGAAGAUGGGAGAUGGAUGUGGGCAUGUGGUCAUGUAUCAGGACAGCGGGACCCUGGCUUCUAAGAACUAUCCCGGGACGUAUCCAAACUACACACUUUGUGAAAAGAAAAUCCAAGUACCUCAGGGAAAACGCCUGAUCUUAAAAAUUGGAGACCUGGAUAUUGAAUCACAGAAGUGUGAAUCCAGCUACCUUACCAUCCUGAGUUCUUCAACACUGCACGGGCCCUACUGUGGUAAUAUGAUGCCCGUCCCCAAAGAAAUCAUUCUGGACAGCAACGAAGCAACUAUCCACUUUGAGAGUGGAUCCCAUGUGUCAGGACGAGGCUUUCUGUUGUCUUAUGCCAGCAGUGAUCAUCCAGAUCUAAUCACAUGUCUGGAACGAGCAAACCACUACACAAAGACUGAAUACAGCAGAUACUGUCCUGCUGGCUGCAGAGACAUAGCAGGUGACAUUUCUGGGAAUAUAGAAGAAGGAUACAGAGAUACCUCGCUGCUGUGCAAGUCGGCGAUCCAUGCGGGUGUCAUUGCAGAUGAACUGGGAGGUCAGAUCAGUGUCACCCAGCAAAAGGGCAUCAGCCGCUAUGAAGGUGUCGUCGCCAAUGGUAUCUCCUCACAUGAUGGUUCGCUGUCAGAUAAGCGGUUUAUGUUUACUUCAAAUGGCUGCAAUAAAUCUCUCAGUCUGGAAGAGGGAUUCCUCUCCAAGAGCCAGAUCACUGCAUCUUCCUACUGGGAGGAGACCAAUGAAUUUGGACAGCUAUUCCAGUGGUCUCCUGACAAAGCGUGGCUUCAAGUCCUGGGACUGGCUUGGGCCUCUAACCACAGCAGUAGUCGUGAAUGGUUGGAGAUAGACUUGGGAGAGAAGAAGAGAAUAACAGGUAUCAAAACCACAGGUUCCGGAUCCACUAUGCAGAAUUUUAAUUUCUAUGUAAAGACAUUUAUAUUGAACUACAGAAAUAACAACUCGAAAUGGAGAACUUACAGAGGAAUUCUAAGCAAUGAAGAAAAGGUAUUCCAAGGCAACUCUGACUCUGGUGACAUCGUACGUAACAACUUCAUCCCCCCGAUAGUGGCCCGUUAUGUGCGAAUUAUUCCUCAGACUUGGAACCAACGGAUAGCACUGAAGCUUGAGCUGAUCGGUUGUCGAAUAAUGCAAGUGAAUAGUUCAUUUACACAUUCAAUGUGGCAAAAAACAAGCCAGAGCACAGAAACCUCUCUUGGAAAAGAAGACAGAACUGUUACAGAGCCCAUCCCAUCAGAAGAAACCAAUUUAGGCUUAAAGCUUACAGCUAUAAUUGUCCCAGUCCUCAUAGUGCUGUGUCUGUUCCUGUUCUCUGGAAUUUGUAUCUGUGCAGCCCUACGAAAGCAAGAAGCCAAAGGACUUUCUUAUGGAUUAUCCAAUGCUCAGAAAUCAGGUUGUUGGAAACAGAUCAAGCAGCCCUUCACCAGACAUCAGUCAACUGAAUUUACCAUUAGCUAUACUAAUGAGAAGGAGACACCACAAAAACUAGAUCUGGUCACAAGCGACAUGGCAGAUUAUCAGCAGCCUCUCAUGAUUGGAACUGGGACAGUAACACGGAAAGGAUCUACUUUCAGACCCAUGGACAUGGAAGAAGAGGGAAGAAGGGGGAGUGCAGAGUUUGAAAACCACUAUCACUGCCCGCACAGAGCCAACCGGCACGAGUACGCUCUGCCCCUGACCAGCCAGGAGCCCGAAUAUGCCACCCCCAUCAUCGAGCGUCACGUCACCAGAGAAAAUAACUUCUCCUCUGACAAUGGCUACAACGUACCUGUAAUCUCCUCACAGAAACAUUCCCUUUCUGCCGGCAGUUUCUCUGGCUCAUGCAAGACUGAUACCAGGAAUGGAGGCUAUCAGACACCCCAGAGCGUAAUAAACUAUGACAAACCUAAAGCUAAUGGUAUUCUGACCUCCGUGAGCUAUAGUACGGACUACCAGAAACCUCAGGCGAACGCACUAGGGAGCGAGGGUUACUCAACACCCAGAGACUGCCUGAACCCAAUAAGCCAGACAGCAAUGACAGCUCUCUUGUGAUCCGCUGAGCAAGAGAGACGUGGUGCACAGGAAUGUCACUGCGCAGCUUCCAAAGUGAAAACAGAGUUUUAAAGGAUUCUGCUGUGGAAGGCAGAAGGCAAACAAAUCCUGUGUACAUAAUAUUGCAGUCUUGCUGGGUUCUGACAUCUGAAGAAAGCAUAUGCUGUUUAUCACUGUUUAUAUCAAAAGAGAUGUUAUCAGUGAAGACUGUAUAUCUUAUUUUCUGUAACUGAUCUCAGUGCUCCAUUUGCAACGUGUGCAAUUUGUACAUAGCUUUUAUUUAAGGAGAGUUUCUUAAGUUUCCUUUUCACCUGUGGAAUUGAAAAGAGAAAAAAAACAGCUUCUGCAGAAAUAGCUCUCUCUAUUCCACCUGCUGUUGUACUGCAGCUGUAAAUUGUGUAUCUUACAGCUGUAGUGGUUCAGUUCCUUUCCUAUGAAAACUGAAGAUCAUCACUGCAGUUCCUCUUGGGAGGGUAGAAGUAAAACUACUUGAAGCGUGAAGUGCACAAGAGAAGGCAGCUGAGCAUUUAAAUACCACGCUCCAUCUCACCUGCUCAGCUGCCUUCCAGCAGCAAUCAAAUUCAAUCCAGCUUGAAUUUGAUCUAGUGCAUGAGCUGAGCCUAACUUGCUAUUCACAUCAAGUACAGGUAGAAAAGGUGGAACAAGCUUUGGAUUCAAGCCAUAGCGAUCACCUUGCAGACACAUCUGCAAUAGAAACAUGCCUGUUGCAUUUAAAUGCAAGACAGUGGAUCAGCACAGUUGUGCUCAAAUAGUUUUUCUUUUGCAGCAGAUGUUACUCAAUUCCAUUUUCGGACAAACUUGAAAAAGUGUGGGGCUGGCUGCAAUGCACAGCAGUUGGCUCCUCUUUCAGCAGAGGUGCCUCUGAAGCUACACAGCUUCAGGUUGGGAUUGGAACCAUCCUUUGCCCUGCUACCUGCAGCACUUGGCGCCCUACCUUGAAUUCAAAAGCCUGUCCCAGAAUAUCAAAAAGUGAUAUACUUCCGAGAGGGAAGGAUGGUGCUACAUUUAAGGCGCAAGGUUGGGAAAUUAGGCUCGUAAAAUGUGAGCUCUUGGAAAGUCAGUUUUUCAAGGCCUUGUGUGUUUCCUUGUGUGUAAGCUGGGGAUCAUUUGCAAAGGAUGCAGCAAAGAUUUCUUGUUUGUUCACAAAGUGCUUUCCGAUCCUGGGGUGGAAAGUGCUUGAAGAGUACAGAACAGCUGUAGUGAUACCAGGUACAAAUAUUGCUAACUCGAGCCAUGUUUGACCUUACGAACAGCUCUUAAUUGUUUCUUUGCAUUUGCUUGUUUCGUGGCCUCAGUGGUGCAGUUCUGUCACGCCGAUGCACAGUGCAUGCAACUUCCGUGCAAAGAAGAAAGAGUUGAGCUAACCUUGUAGUCCUCCUGUGUUUGCUGUCAAUACAGUUUCUGUGAAUUGUAUAAAACACCUCAGGUUCUGAAGCGAAGCAGCAGCAGCCUGUUUGUUAGACUGAGCUGGGUGGUGUUGUUUACCUUCUGUUGUUUACAUGUCUAUGUAAAUAAAGAACACUGGUAUUUGUAAAUCAGU
Molecule: messenger RNA, 3911 nt
Organism: Numida meleagris (helmeted guineafowl)
Lineage: Eukaryota; Metazoa; Chordata; Aves; Galliformes; Numididae
Gene: DCBLD1
Product: discoidin, CUB and LCCL domain containing 1
Exons: 15
Coding region: 83-2350 (755 amino acids)
Source: RefSeq, a predicted model, not a curated record